AAGAAGAAGAAGAAGAAGAAGAAGAAGAAGAAGAAGAAGAAGAAGAAGAAGAAGAAGAAGAAGAAGAAGAAGAAGAAGAAGAAGAAGAAGAAGAAGAAGAAGAAGAAGAAGAAGAAGAAGAAGAAGAAGAAGAAGAAGAAGAAGAAGAAGAAGAAGAAGAAGAAGAAGAAGAAGAAGAAGAAGAAGAAGAAGAAGAAGAAGAAGAAGAAGAAGAAGAAGAAGAAGAAGAAGAAGAAGAAGAAGAAGAAGAAGAAGAAGAAGAAGAAGAAGAAGAAGAAGAAGAAGAAGAAGAAGAAGAAGAAGAAGAAGAAGAAGAAGAAGAAGAAGAAGAAGAAGAAGAAGAAGAAGAAGAAGAAGAAGAAGAAGAAGAAGAAGAAGAAGAAGAAGAAGAAGAAGAAGAAGAAGAAGAAGAAGAAGAAGAAGAAGAAGAAGAGAAGAAGAAGAAGAAGAAGAAGAAGAAGAAGAAGAAGAAAGAAGAAGAAGAAGAAGAAGAAGAAGAAGAAGAAG
Molecule: messenger RNA, 507 nt
Organism: Cucumis melo (muskmelon)
Lineage: Eukaryota; Viridiplantae; Streptophyta; Magnoliopsida; Cucurbitales; Cucurbitaceae
Biological process (GO): nucleosome assembly
Cellular component (GO): nucleosome
Molecular function (GO): structural constituent of chromatin; DNA binding
Source: RefSeq, a predicted model, not a curated record